AUGGGUUCUCUUACCUGUAUGUUACCUGAUGAUAUAAUGGUGGAUAUCCUCAAAGCAUUGCCCUUGGAGACCAUACACAGAUUCAAGGCUGUGUCGAAAACAUGGGAACAGUUUCUCUCCUGUUACAACUUUAUGAGAAUCUUCUCUAUUUCCCCUUCCUUAGAAACACAGCCUCUCUAUGUCUUCCUUGGAGAGAACUGCAAUGAGAGGCACUUGCUUUAUGCCAAUGAUUUUGAGCUCAACAAUCCUCCAUCCUCCCAAAAAACACUGUUUCAUAAUAAAGGCUUAGAUCAAGUAGCCUGCAGCAAUGGCAUGGUAUGCUGUCUAAUUCGAACAAAGAUGUCAUGGAGAAAGUCAUGCUCAUUUGAAAUCGGGAACCCUCUCAUCCAGAGGGAAUUCAUCCCACUACCUGAGUUUGAAUUUGAUGUGAUCAAUUUCGCAUUCCACUUCAACCCCAGAAUGCGCGAUCUCUUGCUCUUGGUGAACUCCAGAUGUUUCCGAAACCAACACUCGCUCUCCAAUUUCAGGGCAGUCCAAAUAUUCGAUUCGAUCACCGGAGAAUGGAAGAGAACUAGAGCGAAACCACCAUUUCAUCCUGGUGUCAAUUCAAUGUUACUGUCUAUUGGCACCACUUGCUAUGGAUUUUCUUCAGAUUGGAAUUCUGUGGUGGCUUUUGACAUGAAGAAGGAGAAAUGGCAGAAAAUCCCCACACCAAUGAGGCCUAUAAUGGGAGACAUCAGAAUCCAAGAUAGAGAAGGUAAGCUUUGCAUUAUGCUGGUUACCAAAGAAAAGGAAGCUCACAUUUGGGUUUUAGAUGAAGAGAGAACCUGGGUAGAGCAGGUGAGAGCUGAUUUGAAGGAAUUUGGUUUGAGAUAUGCUUUUGUUUAUCCCACACUUUGGAUUGGUGAUACUUUCUUACUGCGCUCUAGAGGAAAGUUCAUGGCAUAUGAUACAAACAGUAACCAGAUGGAAACAUUUGCAGGUCCUCUUGAAUGGGUUGGUGACUUUUAUACUUAUUGCCCCACCCUGCUAACUUGCAAGUUUGGAGCAAGUUAUAAAAGGUUGAAGUUAAGGUGA
This is a messenger RNA of Amborella trichopoda, 1077 nucleotides long. Its product is annotated as F-box only protein 8. Lineage: Eukaryota; Viridiplantae; Streptophyta; Magnoliopsida; Amborellales; Amborellaceae. Gene Ontology annotation, molecular function: protein binding. The record is from RefSeq and is a predicted model, not a curated record.